AGACACACUACGACCAGUUCACAUACCGUUUUUUCUAACCACAGAUUAGAACACUCACGCAAGUGCUGUCCUCCAAUGCUAGAUCCAGCGGUAGUUCAAAUAUCCAUAACCCAACAUGAACAUGCUACACAAAUGCUCACUCUUUCUCAAUCCCAAUCCCAACUCAACCCAGCUCAACUCAAAUUCAUACACAACCCCACGAGUCCACCGCCCAUCCCACCCUCAAACAACCUCUCCACAGCACCCUAUCCAAUCUUUCCCAGACAUUUUGUCCAUACAUAAACAAUCUAUACAUAGGUACACAACUUCCCCUCGCGUCAUCUCACAUGUCCAGACCCCAAGCAGCGGACAUUUGUCUAUGUAA
This is a messenger RNA of Periconia digitata, 364 nucleotides long. The record is from the annotation of a GenBank genome assembly. NCBI's taxonomy places the organism in Eukaryota, Fungi, Ascomycota, Dothideomycetes, Pleosporales, Periconiaceae.